Messenger RNA from Linum trigynum, 1746 nucleotides. NCBI's taxonomy places the organism in Eukaryota, Viridiplantae, Streptophyta, Magnoliopsida, Malpighiales, Linaceae. The record is from the annotation of a GenBank genome assembly.
AUGGAUUCUCCUCCCGCGCCCUUCUUCUCCCUCCUCCUCCUCCUCGCUACCCUCCUCAUCUCCGCCGCCACCUCCCAACCCCCGCCGCCCACCGCUUCCGCCUCAGCCGCAUGCAAAUCCUCACCCUACCCAAAGCUCUGCCGCUCCAUCCUCGCCCCGGCAUUCGGCUCCUCCAACCCCCCUUCAGACUCCUACUCCCUCACCAAAUUCUCCGUCAAGCAGUGCACCAAGCAGGCAACCAGGCUCUCCAAGCUCCUCCGCAACUUCCUCGCCACCCCACGCGCCUCCCGCCUCCAGGUAGGGGCCCUGGAGGACUGCCUGGAGCUGGCCGACACCAACGUCGACUUCCUCGACUCCGUCUCGUCGGCGCUCCUGGCGGCGGAGGACGACGAGGAGGUGGUCAUUCAGGAAGUUACGACGCUGCUCAGCGCCACGGUGACCAACCAGCAGACGUGCGCCGACGGGUUGGUGCAGAGCGGGGUGGUCGGAGGGCCGGGGUUGAGCUUGCCGAUGGUGAACGCGACGCAGCUGUACAGCGUGGCGCUUGGGCUCGUGACGAGAGCCAUGGACCGCAACAACUCGAAAAAGAAUAAGAAGAAGAAGAGGAUUGGUGGUGGUGGUUUUGGCGGUGGUCCUGCUGGUUGGCGCGGAUUGCGCGAGCCGCUUCCGAAUCUUAUCAAGGAUCUAAGGAAAAGUCCGAGCUGCCGGAAACCGGGCGGCUGCGGCAGGGUAGAGCGCAAUCUCGACGAGGAAAGCUCCGGCGGCGGAAGCGGCGUGAUGGUGAGGGAUUACGUCAUCGUCAGCCCCUCCGGCGAGGACAAUUUCACGACCAUCACCGAAGCCAUCGCCGCCGCACCCAACAACACCAAGCCGGAAGACGGGUACUUCGUGAUCUACGCGAAGGAAGGUAUCUACGAGGAGUACAUCGUUGUCGCCAAGAACAAGAAGAACAUCAUGCUCAUCGGCGACGGGAUCAACCGCACCGUCAUCACCGGCAACCACAGCGUCGUCGACGGCUGGACCACCUUCAAUUCCUCCAGCUUCGCCGUUUCCGGCGAGCGAUUCACGGCGGUGGACGUCACGUUCCGUAACACCGCCGGGCCGGAGAAGCACCAAGCGGUGGCGGUUAGAAACAGCGCCGACCUCUCGACCUUCUACCGCUGCAGCUUCGAGGGCUACCAAGACACCCUCUACGCCCACUCCCUCCGCCAGUUCUACCGCGACUGCGACGUCUACGGCACCGUCGACUUCAUCUUCGGCAACGCCGCCGCCGUCUUCCAGGGCUGCCGCCUCCUCGCCCGCAAGCCGCUGCCGAACCAGAAGAACGCGUUCACGGCCCAGGGCCGGACCGACCCGAACCAGAACACCGGGAUCUCGAUCCACAACUGUACGAUCGAGGCGGCGCCGGAUUUGGCCGGAGAUGUGAAUUCGACGACGCUGAAUUACUUGGGGCGGCCGUGGAAGCAGUACUCGCGGACGGUGGUGAUGGAAUCGUACAUUGGGGGUUUGAUCGAACCGGUUGGGUGGUUGGAGUGGAACGGAUCGGUCGGGUUGGACACGCUGUACUACGGGGAGUUCAGGAAUUACGGGCCGGGUUCGGAUACGGGCCGGCGGGUCAAGUGGUCGGGUUAUCAGCUGAUGGAUGUGACGGAGGCCGUGAACUUUACCGUUUAUAAUUUGACGACGGGGGACACGUGGCUGCCGUACGCUGACGUGCCGUUCAAUGCAGGGUUGAUUCAGUCUUGA